AUGAAUCUCUUAUGUGUUGGAUCCCUUUUCCCCCCCUUCCUGAGUGCUGUUUCUAGUUCAGGUAGGGAUGCUGUGCGGACCAUUCCAUCGUCUGUCCCAGGCUUAUGGAGAACCGCUGACUUGCUGCCUUCCAGGAUCCAGGGUGCUGAAAUGGAACAUAUUCUUUUGAUCCUUUUAAUAAUUAUUAAGGCUGAGUCAGUCGGAGCUCAAUUCAAUGGAUACAACUGUGACGGCAACUUUCACAGCCGCUUCCCAGCCGAGAGGGAUAUCAGUGUGUACUGUGGAGUGCAGACCAUCACCCUUAAGAUCAAUUUUUGCCCUGUCCUCUUUUCCGGCUACACCGACACUGACCUGGCCCUCAAUGGUCGUCAUGGAGACGCCCACUGCCGCGGAUUCAUCAAUAACAACACCUUUCCUACCGUGGUCAUCUUCAGUAUCAGCCUGGCCACACUGGAGUCGUGUGGCAAUUCUCUGGUGGUCUCCACAGCCCAAGGACCCAACGCUUAUGGGAACCUGUCACUGGUGCAGAUUGGAAACAUUUCAGGGUAUAUCGACACACCAGACCCCCCUUACAUUAUAAGCUACCUGCCAGGUCUGCUAUACAAGUUCAGCUGCAGUUACCCGCUGGAAUACCUGGUCAACAACACUCAGCUGGCCUCGUCAGCAGCUGCGAUCUCAGUGAAGGACAGCAACGGUACUUUCAUCAGCACGUUGAAUUUACUGCUCUACAAUGACUCAUCAUACGUUCAGCAGCUGUCCAUCCCCAUGGCAGGACUGACCCUGAAGACAAGGGUGUUUGCAGCUGUGAAAGCUUCUAACCUGGACAAGAGAUGGAACAUUCUGAUGGAUUACUGUUAUACCACACCUUCUGGAAACCCAAACGAUGACCUACGCUAUGAUCUUUUCUUUAGCUGUGAAAAAGACCCCCAGACUACCGUCUUUGAAAAUGGGAAGAGCCAAAUGGGCCGCUUUGCCUUUGAAGUAUUCCGCUUUGUAAAGCACAAGAACCAGAAGAUGUCCACCGUCUUCCUCCACUGUGUCACCAAGCUGUGUCGAUCCGAUGACUGCCCCAUGCUCAUGCCAAUCUGUGGAAGCAGGAAAAAGAGAGAUGUUCUCGAGAGAAAGGAAUCAAAUGGUGUAUCUGGGAAUGCCGUCCUGACUGCCGGGCCUAUCAUCACCCGGAGUGACGAAACACCAACCAACAACUCUCAGCUGGCCAACCUGAAAGCUCCAGUGUUUCAGAUGAACACAGUGACCAGCGCCCUCAUAUCGGGCGUCAUCAUCCUGGGGGUUAUGAGCGUGUGCUUCUUCAUCUUCUCUCUCACCCUCCUCAAAGGAAAGAGUGCUCCUGUAAGCACCCUGACCUCAGGCGCCCGUAACCCAGCCUUCAACUGA
Messenger RNA from Labrus bergylta (ballan wrasse), 1395 nucleotides. RefSeq names its product zona pellucida-like domain containing 1a (gene zpld1a). NCBI's taxonomy places the organism in Eukaryota, Metazoa, Chordata, Actinopteri, Labriformes, Labridae. The record is from RefSeq and is a predicted model, not a curated record. Gene Ontology annotation, cellular component: cell surface.